GGAGGAGGACUGCAGAGGCCUUUCUGUCCCAAUGGCUCUCUUGCUGUUCGUCCUGUUCGUCUGCGGAAUGCUGCCCAUUCAUGGCUUCGGCAAGACGUCGGCACACAGGCGGCAACUCGGAGUGGCUGUGCUGAUCAAGAAGCGACCGGUGCUCAUCACAGAUGUACACCAUGAUCCGGCAAAGAGGCGCCGCGGCCGGAAGUGCACUUUGGAAGCAGCCUCGAGCCUCGCUGUCGAUGUGCCUGUGAUCGGUGGAGUGCACUUCGAGGUGAGUGAGGAGCGAUGGAUGCACAGAUCCCCAGAUAUAUGCCCAGACAGAUGCACACACGAAGAAAGGACAAUAACAUGGAAGCAUUGCAAUGCAGAGAUGCCGAUCUCCUUGUGUGUCUGUGGCGUCCCUGUGUGGUCAGGAAUACCUGAGGUCUCCUGAUUCGAAGGUGGCGCUGCUCAACACUGACGACUAUGAGGAUGUGGGCGACCACAGCUACAGGUAGGUCAAUAACAACCGCCGCACACAUAGCAGCCCGCCCCACUUCUUCGUCCAUCCGUGUGCCAAUCAGGUGUCGUAUGAAGGGCAUCCACUUCUGGUCUCUCCACAUCACGCCGAUCCUCACCUUCCGCAUCGACAAGCACAUCCACCGGGGAGUCGCCAACAUCCAGGCCAUCGAGGCGGACAUCGAGGCACGCGCCAACACACGACACCAUGGCAACGGCAAGGACGGCACAUCAUCCGCCAGGAUCGCUCUGCCAGACCAAACCCGACAACGUAACGGCAACGACCACCACCAUUCCCACAGCCACAGCCACGACGCCCACCCAGGUCUGCAUGCCCUGACGUACCCAGUGGAGAUCGAGGCUGAGAAUACCGUCAGGUGGUGCCAAUCGCCCACACACACGUACACACGGACCACCACCUCCACCAGCAGCAGCAGCAGCAGCAAUAAGGGGGCCCGGCCGUCAUUCCGUCUGUCGAGCGACCUGCGUCUGAAGGUCAGCAUCCACAAGCCGAUCUGGGUGCUGCUUCCUGCCCACUUAAUCGAGGUGGGCGGCAGCGCCAUUCUGCGGCGCGCUUUGCGAAGCACUCUGCCUGAGUUUGUGGGCGGUUUGAGGACGGGCUAUGUGGAGUGGGCGCAUCGUCACCGGCAUUUGUCGCUGAGAGAGAGGCUCUUUCGCUCGUCACACUCAGAUGAGAAGGCGUGAUAUGUGCGUGGGUGUGUGCGGAUUUAGAGAGCGGUGCACGUGUGUGUGUGUCGAUGACAUUGAG
Messenger RNA from Vitrella brassicaformis, 1264 nucleotides. The record is from the annotation of a GenBank genome assembly. NCBI's taxonomy places the organism in Eukaryota, Vitrellaceae.